AUGGUUUCUCCUCCUAUUCACCUCUUCCACAGCUCCCGAUCCUACGCCGCCACUGCCCUUCACGAAGACAAACAAAAGCGCGGUAAAAAGUGGUUCACUCUACCUCCCUUCACUGACGCCAUAAACGGCGCCGCUUUGGGCCGAGAGCUCUCCCGUAGCGUCGGCAGAGACGUGUACGCUAAGACCUCCUCCUCCUCCUCCUCCUCCGCUGCACCGGCCACGACGGCGCUCAAAUGGAUCACCAGGUGCUGCCCGGAGAUCCCCAGAAGCCUUGUGCAGGAGCUCUUCCGGUUGAGACAGGUUAGAAGAGAAGCAUCGGAUCAGAGUGAUCAAGCACUUAAAAGGGUGGGAGCUAAAGACUUGAUGAACUUAGGGGAUCGAAUUUGUCUUCCUAUAUCGGUGAAAGAGUUUCCUGAUGAUAAGCAAGAGGAGGGACAUUGUAGUGAGGACGAAGUCAAGUUUAUCCGUAGCCUUGUGUUGUGUAAGGAUCCGGCUAUUAUUGUCAUCAGUAAACCCCCUGGAUUGCCUGUUCAGGGUGGUAUUGGAAUUAAAAGGAGUUUAGAUGAACUAGCUGCCUCUUGUUUGAAUUACGACUGCUCAGAACCCCCUCGUCUGGUACACAGACUUGACAGGGACUGUAGUGGUAUCCUUGUGAUGGGGCGAACACAAAUAAGUGCAACAGUUUUGCAUUCCCUCUUCUGUGAGAAAACUUUUGGAGCUUCAGAUGAUGUUUUUGACCACGCUGAAGGUAUUCUGCAAAGAAGGUAUGGCAGUCGGGCACUUGUCAUUGGAUCUCCCAGACAACAAGAGGGCUUAAUCUCAGUUCCUUUAGGAAAGGUGGUGGUUGACAAUGGUAAAUCAGAUAGAAUCACCAUUGUGAAUAAAGCACAAUGUUUGCCUUCCCAACAUGCAAUUAUAAAGUACAAAGUGAUUGGAUCAUCAUAUCUUGGUUUCACAUGGUUAGAGCUAAUUCCACUUACCGGUCGAAAGCACCAGCUACGUGUACACUGUGUGGAAGUUUUGGGAACACUAAUAGUUGGCGACUACAAAUAUGGGUGGCAAAAGCACAAGGAUUGGAAACCUGUUGCUUGGUCUAAGAUUGAAUCUCAUUCCAAUGAGGAGAUUUCAAAGAGAAAAAACCUUCCUUUUGAUCUGAAUAUGGACAGUGGAAGUAUCAGUGAAAAGAAUUUGCGCCUACAUCUGCAUUCUAAACAAAUUAUUUUGCCUAAUGUGUUUAUGGCUAUGGAAAAUGUGAAACUGCAUGCUGAGUGUGAUUUUUCAGGAGUAGAAAGACUAGAGUUGGCUACACCUCUGCCUUCAUACAUGCAAAGAAGUUGGGAUAUUACAAAUUCUGGUUCCGACCGCGGGGGGGGGGGGGGGGCAUUCUUAAGCUAA
This is a messenger RNA of Argentina anserina (silverweed cinquefoil), 1395 nucleotides long. RefSeq names its product RNA pseudouridine synthase 4, mitochondrial. NCBI's taxonomy places the organism in Eukaryota, Viridiplantae, Streptophyta, Magnoliopsida, Rosales, Rosaceae. The record is from RefSeq and is a predicted model, not a curated record. Gene Ontology annotation, biological process: enzyme-directed rRNA pseudouridine synthesis. Gene Ontology annotation, molecular function: RNA binding; pseudouridine synthase activity.